This is a messenger RNA of Xyrichtys novacula (pearly razorfish), 902 nucleotides long. The record is from the annotation of a GenBank genome assembly. Lineage: Eukaryota; Metazoa; Chordata; Actinopteri; Labriformes; Labridae.
AUGGGCAGCCCUGCGGCCGAAGCCUUGGCCUCAUCCAAUGCAGUUGACCGCCCGGCCUCGGGACCAGGGCUGGCCAACUCCCGGAUGCCGCUGGACGCCCGUGUGAAGAAAACCUCCGCGCUGUCGUACGGUGGACCCCGGGCGCAGCCCAGCAAGGGAGAGAUCCCCACGGUGGCGCCUGGCAGCACACGGAGCCUUACCAGUGAGCCCGAGGUCCAGCAAAACAUAACCGACGCAAAUUGUUGCGGGAAGCGGUCCGUCGCCGCUCCGUCGGAUCCGUCCCCAGAGCUGCGUCCCAAAAUGACAGCAUCCCGCAGCGCGAGCUGGAGCCGCGUCUACGUUGUGUCACCUCCAUAUCUCCUGGAAGCGGCACUGCACCGCCAAUUGCCCCUCUCUUCGCCCCCACGACAGUCAUCAUCGGAGACUCCAUCACCAGAGGUAUUCGUUUCUUCAAUGUCACCACACUAUCCUUCCCCGGUGCCACAGCUGCCUAUAUCGCUAAUAAGAUCCCCUCUCUCCUCCGCUCUCUUCCCUCCUCCAUUCGCCGCAUUAUUGUGCACAUCGGCUGUAACGACACAGUGCGUCGGCAGUCUGAACAGACAAAAUGUGAUUUUAAAAGGCUUCUUAACUCCCUAAAAGACUGUGGCAAGUCUGUUUUUAUUAGUGGGCCGCUCCCGACGAUGACGCAGAACUGCGAGCGUUUUAGCAGACUCCUCAGCCUAAACAGCUGGACCAACAUGCUUUGCAACGCCCAAAAUGUUCAUUUUAUUGACAAUUUUAACAGUUUUUGGAACCGGCCUGAUUAUUUUAACAGUGAUGGCAUCCACCUGAACAGGUCUGGCAGAUCCAUCUUAGUUUCCAACAUCCAGUACAGUGUCCACACAAGCGCGCAGAUCGACUGA